AAAAGAGAGUGCCUCUGAGCUGGCAGUCUACAAGGUUGGCAAAGCUAUCCAGCACUGUUUCUUCUGCUCUUGUACCUACGAAGCCAAACCAAGCCUCAGCCAUGUCUUUGAUGGCAAGCAAGAGAAUCAGCACCAGCAGCCUGAACAGCAGGGCGUCUCGGGCUGGGGGCAGCAGCAUGAGUCUGAGCGGCCCUUACGGCAGUGGGAAAAUUAGAAUGAGCAAUUCCUACAGCUCCUACAGCGCCAUGGGAGGAAGCAUGGGAGGAGGGAUGAGUCUCCCCAGCGUCCCCAUCUCCGCAGUGACCGUCAACCACAGCCUUCUGGCCCCCCUCAACCUGGAGAUCGACCCCAACAUCCAGGUGAUCCGCUCCCAGGAGAAGGAGCAGAUCAAGGGCCUCAACAACCGCUUCGCCUCCUUCAUCGACAAGGUCCGUUUUCUGGAGCAGCAGAACAAGAUGCUGGAGACCAAGUGGAACCUGCUGCAAGGGCAGACCACCACCAAGACUAACAUGAACGCCAUGUUCGAGGUGUACAUCGCCAACCUGCGCCGGCAGCUCGACGCCAUCAACAACGACAAGAGCAAGCUGGACAGUGAGCUGAGGAACAUGCAGGGGGCUGUGGAGGACUUCAAGGGCAAGUAUGAAGAUGAAAUCAACAGACGUACUGGUCUGGAAAACGAUUUCGUCGUCCUGAAGAAGGAUGUCGAUGGCACCUUCCUGGUUAAGGCUGAUCUGGAGGACAAGGUUGGCACCCUGAGCGACGAGAUCAACUUCUUGAGGAGCAUUUAUGAGGAGGAGCUCCGCGAGAUUCAGAGCCAGAUCAAGGACACCUCCGUCAUCGUGCAGAUGGACAACGCCCGUCACCUGGACAUGGACUCCAUCGUGGCUGAGGUCAAAGCUCAGUAUGAGGACAUCGCUGCCAGGAGCCGCGAGGAGGCAGAGUCCUGGUACAAGGUCAAGUACAGUGAGAUGUCCUCCCAGGCUGGCAAAUACAGUGAUGAACUGCGUAAUACCAAGGGUGAGAUCGCUGAGCUGAAGCGCAUGAUCCAGAGACUUGAGAGUGAGAUCUCAUCCAUCAAGGGACAGCGUGCCAACCUGGAGUCACAGAUCGCUGAGGCAGAGGAGCGCGGGGAGCUGGCAGUGAAAGACGCCAAGCUCCGUAUUGGAGAUCUGGAGGCCGCUCUCCAGAAAGCCAAGCAGGACAUGGCCCGCCAGGUCCGGGAGUACCAGGAGCUGAUGAACGUCAAGCUGGCCCUGGAUAUCGAGAUCGCCACCUACAGGAAACUCCUGGAAGGAGAGGAGAGCAGGAUUACCAACCACUCAGUUGUCAGUGUUCACUCUACACCAAGCUACAACCAGUCCAGCAUUAAAGGGGUGAAUGCCAGUGGCUACUCCACCAGCGGUGGCUACAGCUCCUCUUCCUCAGGGUAUAGCACAGCUCAGGCCACCAAGAGCGUGGCCACUAAGAACGUGCUGAUCAAGAUGACCGAGACCAGCGACAACCGAUACCGCAAGUGAACAGGAGAAGAGCCGCAGGCAUCAAAGCAACAAACUCUCUGCUAUCGUUACACGUCGCCCCGCUAUUGCCAGCUUACAGCUACCCGUAGAGACCUGCUCAGUUCCCUUUUGUAGAGAAUAUAUGUGGCACAUAGUAAAGGGGAUGAGCUUCAAUCAAUGAUUAUUGCUCAUGAGGAACGAUUAUCGGAUCCAAACAAAUGCUGACCGAAGCUUGUCCCCUUUAUUGCACGAUCCAUCCAGAUGUAAUUUUUAUGAGAUUAAAAAAGGGGGGUUGAGCUGAGAACCCAACGGUUUAACAAGUGCCCUUGAUCUCUGGUUAGCUAAGCCGUCGAUAGUGAGGCGUCACUCUUGGGGUAUUCGUUGGAUUUCGGUUGCUCUUUGGUUUAUGUUUUUAUUGUAACCUAACGAAUUACGAAUUCAUCUCCUUUCUGUAGAAUCCAAUGCCGCUGGGAAAUGGGGGGGGUGUUCAUUAAAGUGGUCCUUUAGGAACCUCCAAGUUCCUAAACAGGGACCAGCUUGUAACCAAAAUUAAAAUCUACCACCAAGCUGGGAGGCAUGCUUUGCUUAUCCAAGCAGCCUAAACCCCAACAGGAUUUCCAUCCCUGGUGAUACUGCACUGUACUUCUUCCUUUGUAUCCCCAUUAGCGUUCACCACAGUAACUGUCUUUAGAAAACUGAUGGAAGGUAUGGAUUCAAAAAUAC
Polyodon spathula (Mississippi paddlefish) is the source of this 2219-nucleotide messenger RNA. Its product is annotated as keratin, type II cytoskeletal 8-like. Lineage: Eukaryota; Metazoa; Chordata; Actinopteri; Acipenseriformes; Polyodontidae. Gene Ontology annotation, molecular function: structural constituent of skin epidermis. Gene Ontology annotation, cellular component: keratin filament. The transcript has 9 exons. Bases 102 to 1517 code for a protein of 471 amino acids. The record is from RefSeq and is a predicted model, not a curated record. Gene Ontology annotation, biological process: keratinization; intermediate filament organization.